Molecule: messenger RNA, 1173 nt
Organism: Letharia columbiana
Lineage: Eukaryota; Fungi; Ascomycota; Lecanoromycetes; Lecanorales; Parmeliaceae
Exons: 4
Coding region: 1-1173 (390 amino acids)
Cellular component (GO): Golgi apparatus
Molecular function (GO): GDP-mannose transmembrane transporter activity; antiporter activity
Source: RefSeq, a predicted model, not a curated record
AUGGCCGACUUCAAGAAGAGGGAUGACACGGUCAUCGAUAUGGACGAGAAAACGGAGCGCGGCUACCAUUCACCGCCAAGGUCUCCUGGUCCCAAGACUCCUACGGGAGGAGCAGCGCCGAUUGCAGCAGUUGCGAACAAUCCUGUGUUUCCCGUCCUCAGCUACUGUGCUUCCUCAAUCCUGAUGACUGUAACGAACAAGUUCGUGCUUUCGGGGUCGUUCAAUUUGAACUUCUUUCUGCUUUGCGUUCAAUCUGUGGUUUGCGUGAUUGCUAUUCAGACUUGUAAAACUUUUGGAGUUAUUACGUAUCGAGACUUCAAUUCCGACGAGGCCAGGAAAUGGUUUCCGGUAUCCCUGUCACUCAUUGUGAUGAUAUACACCAGCACCAAGGCACUCCAAUUUCUAUCAAUUCCCGUCUACACCAUCUUCAAGAACUUGACCAUCAUCCUCAUUGCCUAUGGUGAGGUGCUAUGGUUCGGCGGCUCCGUCACCGGAAUGUCUCUCUUCUCUUUUGGCUUGAUGGUUCUUAGCUCGGUCAUUGCGGCUUGGGCAGAUAUCCAACACGCGCUGCAAAACUUUGGGCACGCAAGCGACGAAGCUUCCGCGAGGAUCUCAACGCUCAAUGCUGGAUACAUGUGGAUGAUGUUGAAUUGUAUUUGCAGCGCAGCCUAUGUGCUUGGUAUGCGAAAGCGGAUCAAAUUGACGAACUUCAAAGAUUUUGACACUAUGUUCUACAACAACGUCCUCUCAAUUCCCAUCCUCUUCCUCGCUUCCGUCUUCAUCGAAAAUUGGUCUUCCGAGAACGUGGCGAAAAAUUUCCCAGUUGAGUCGCGCAACAACAUCAUUGCAGCCAUGGUAUUCUCCGGUCUUUCCUCAGUUUUCAUCUCAUACACCUCGGCUUGGUGUGUUCGCGUCACUUCGUCGACCACAUACUCCAUGGUCGGCGCUCUCAACAAAUUGCCUAUUGCGCUCAGCGGCCUUAUAUUCUUUGACGCCCCACUCACAAUUCCAUCUGUCUCUGCUAUCGCUGUCGGGUUCAUUAGCGGCAUCGUGUAUGCGCUCGCAAAGGUCAAGCAAUCGGCGAAAGCCAAGAUGGGAGGGGGACUACCGACUACCAACCCAGCGCCAAUGAGUGCGAGCAUGCAGAGCGCUAGGGACUCAUUCAAAUCUUAA